Messenger RNA from Cydia amplana, 1126 nucleotides. RefSeq lists its product as uncharacterized. The record is from RefSeq and is a predicted model, not a curated record. NCBI's taxonomy places the organism in Eukaryota, Metazoa, Arthropoda, Insecta, Lepidoptera, Tortricidae. The transcript is spliced from 2 exons. The coding region runs from base 65 to 1126 and encodes 353 amino acids.
UUGAAAAGCAAUGAAUGAGUGCAGCUACCGUGGCAGGUAAACACGGCUUGUUCCGUUCACUACGAUGCUAAGCUUAAGGACACUUAUCGUUUUCAUAUGUGUACUCGCUGGUUAUUUUAUAACAGUUGAAUGCCGGAAUGUCGUAGAAGAUUCAUAUAAAAACAGUCCAGAUAUUAAUCGUAAAAAACCACUACACUCACACUCUGGUAUUACCAAUUGGUUAAAAAAUCUUCUAACGAAAGUAAAACUGAAAAAAAUACGAAAACCAAAUGCAAUAAAGGCAUUAAUAGCAAAACUAAUAAAGAACGAAAAAGGCAAUAAAAAACUAUUCUCAAAACGCAAUUUGCGCAAUGGUAUAGAAGUUCAAGAAUUUUUACAUAAGCUAAAUAACUUUAUUAACCAAAAUACGCACAAUGCGUACUAUGAGAAACGCAGCGAUUGUAAUUUUGGCUUCGGUAACCCUUCGAAAGCAUGCAAGAGACAUAAGUCCAGACGAAACGCGGUGAGAAAAUCGAAAAAAACUCGAAAUAACAAAGAAAAAGAUUAUAAUAAUUACGCGCAACACUUGGUUAUAGAAAGAGCGAGAUCUUCAUCAAGUUCAAGUGAAAACGAGACACCGGUUGGAAGACAAAAGUCUCGCUUUAGGAUUGUUGAUAAUAAACGUAAAAAAGUAAUUAAACAGAGUUCAGAAUCUGAAGACCAAUCGAGAGAAGCAUAUUCAGACGAAUCUGAUGAUAACCCAAAUGAAUCUUAUGAAAAACCAAAUGAAUCUUAUGAAAAACCAAAUUCAUUUGAACAUUCGAAUUUUGAUGAAGAUACAGACGCUACCGUUGAAAACAAUAAACAGACGGCAAAAUCUGAUGAAAGCUCAAAUGAAAAUACAGAACGAGAGUCAUCUGUAAAACAUCCUGACGCUAAAUAUAUGUAUUUGCAAGGCACUAGAUUACAAAGACCUGAUCUCAGGACAGGCCGAGGAUUUAAAAGUGCUAGGAGACAGGAUAGAUUACCAUACUUUUUACCAAAGCGAUACAAAUGGGAAAAAGGCAUGCUUCAUAAUUUAGACACUUACUGGAAAGUUGGGAUUAACUCAUAUGACACAAACAAUAAGUAUCCUCAUAUAUGGUAA